Wasmannia auropunctata (little fire ant) is the source of this 2121-nucleotide messenger RNA. RefSeq names its product eukaryotic translation initiation factor 3 subunit J (gene eIF3j). The coding region runs from base 1 to 903 and encodes 300 amino acids. Gene Ontology annotation, molecular function: translation initiation factor activity. Gene Ontology annotation, cellular component: cytoplasm; eukaryotic translation initiation factor 3 complex. NCBI's taxonomy places the organism in Eukaryota, Metazoa, Arthropoda, Insecta, Hymenoptera, Formicidae. The record is from RefSeq and is a predicted model, not a curated record. The transcript has 6 exons.
AUGCGCAGCAGGCGCCGCCUCGCGCGAGCGAUCGGAUCACGCUGGCACGCUGCUUCCUUCGUGCCCGCCUCAGCAGUAUGGCCCGCUCGAUUCCGGUUGUGCUCGUUGUCACCACGUUGUUCGCGCGGCAGGCUCACCGUACACCCGCAGGCACGACGCACGGCGAAUAAUCCACCGGCAGCCAUGGACGAGGAAUGGGAUGUGGACAACGUCGAGGGGAAAUUCGACCUCGCGAUGAGAUCGAACAAGUGGGAGGGCGAGGACGAGGAGGAGGAAGUCAAGGACAGCUGGGAAGAUGUGGAGGAGGAGAAGAAGGAUGUAGAGAAACCAGCGGAAGCUCCAAAGGCGAAGGCGAAACCUAAAAAAGCCCUGGCUGAAAGAAUCGAGGAACGCGAGAAGAAGGCAAGGGAGGAGGCUGAGCAGAAAGCGAAAGAAAAGGAGGAAGCCCUUACACCGGAAGAAAGGCGAACCGAAUUGUUGAGGCGUCAGAGGUUGCAAGAGGAGGCGGACCUACGAUUGGCGAUGGAAACUUUCGGUGUGCCAGAACGAUCAGAAUCGUCAAACGAAUCGCUCGAUGCUAUGGUACCCGAUACGAAAGAGGAAUUCGAGCAAUUUGGUGCGGCGCUAUCGCAAAAAAUUAAUCAAUUUAACAAACACGCGGAGUUCCCACCCUUUGCAGAAGAACUUAUAAAAUCCAUCGCUCUUAAUUUAUCGUCCCAUUACUUGAAAAAAGUGAAAAAUAUAGUCGAUAACUUACUUAUCGAGAAGCAGAAGAUGGAGAAGGGCGACAAGGCGAAAAAGAGCAAGGGGAAGGGAAAGGCCAAGCUCAAAAUCGAGGGUGACAACACCCUGUUGAGCGAAUACGGUGAUUAUGUAUAUGACGAGUUUAACGAUUUUAUGUAGCGACUUUUCACACAUUCACACAUUCUAGUCGCCUAAAUACACGCAGAAGAAAUAUUGAUUUGCAGAAUUUAUACAGAAACUUUAUAUUUGUAUUGUCUGCAUAUUGAAUUGUAAACAAAAUGUACAACGGUUUAAUCUUAUGAUUCAUGGAUAUCACACGUGACAGGAUGAGAAACAAGGGGGAAAAAAAUAGAAGUGAAAGCUAGCAUAAUAUUAUCGGCGGAAAUGCUUAAGGAAGAAAAUACGAACACUUUCCGACAACCGCGCGGUUGGGUGUCGCAUUCACGCGCGGAAUAGACGUUCUCACUGUUGAUUUUCGUCGGAUUUUUAUCCGCGCACGUCGUUCGGACAGAUCUUCAAUUUUGAUGUUGUCAGUAACGAUUUUAGCUAAAAAAAAAAAAAAAAAGAGGAAGGGUAGUUGCGCGAUGUACGCGCGAUUCUAACUUAUUGAUUGUGCAUACACACACAUUAACAUCGGGACAGCGAAGGAUUAGAGCUACAUUUAACGUCUUUGAGUUGUAACGCAUCUUAAUCUGUUAUAUAAAAAAAAAAGGCAGGAACUCUUUCCCAUCUUUAUAUAGCUGCGUCACCGCAGACUAAAAUCGUGUAAUUAUAUUGUGGAAGUUUUAUAUAACACAGCUUAUAUAUUCAUAAUGCAUACACACACAAAAAACACUCACACACAUAGACUACGUACUUUUAUUGAAAGAUCGAUUAGAAGUUGGUUUUGAAAAGAGUAUAUUCCUAAAUAAAGGUUGAUUAUAAAUUAUCCGUCUCUACAAUUUUUGCUUAUAGUUUAUAUAAUUGAUUGUACAUUUUACUGCAGAAAAGAGAAAGAGAGGGAGGGAGAAAGUAUCUUUUGUAUUUUGUUUCAACUGUGCGUUUCUCCAUUUGUAAAUGGUGUUACACAUCUUUCGGCUGUUGAUAAAAAAUUGUUUACAUCGCUCACAAUCAGCCUAGAGAAGUUAACGCAUGUGCGUUGCUAAACGCGCGCAGGAACGGGCGAUAUAUUGUAAAAUCGGGGCGGGGAUAGUCGCGAAAAUAAUGUUCAUAUAACUCAUGUAAACGACGCAGCAUUAAAUAUCUCGAUCGUCAGGAAGAUUAUUUUGCAGGCCGGGUGAGAGCCGAGAGGCUCUCGCGGACAAUUCCUGAGAUCGCCCUCAGAUAUUUACCGCUGCGCGGUGAAAUUGAUAUUGGUUUUAAUAAACAUCAUUCAUU